AUGAGGUUCUGGAGCGGACUUGUCUGCGCGGGCCUCGCGUCCGCGACGGCCUUAUCAAGCAGGAACGGUGGCAACCUCGACGCCUGCCCUGGCUACAAGGCUUCCAACGUGAAGAAGACUGGCAAUGGCCUCAAGGCCGACCUGACGCUUGCCGGCAAGGCGUGCAACGCCUAUGGCACCGACCUGAAGCAUCUCACACUUGAGGUCUCAUACGAAACAGAUGACCGCAUUCACGUCACGAUUCAGGACAAGGACAACCAAGUCUACCAGGUCCCUGAAUCCGUCUUCAAGCGGCCAGGAGGCAAGAGCUCCGCCGGGUCCAACAAACUCAAGUUUGACUACACCGAGUCGCCCUUCUCCUUCAAGGUCAGCCGCGCCGACUCCAAGGAGAUUCUCUUCGAUACUUCGGCGGCGUCGCUCGUGUUCGAGUCGCAGUACCUGCGCCUUCGGACCAGCCUGCCCCAAGACCCCUAUCUCUACGGCCUGGGCGAGCACUCGGAUCCUCUGAGGCUCCAGACCAAGAACUACAUUCGCACAAUGUGGAACCAGGACAGCUACGGACUGCCCAACAACUCCAACCUCUACGGCACUCACCCCUUCUAUCUCGAGCAGCGAAAGGGCGGUUCCCAUGGCGUCUUCCUUCUCAACUCCAACGGAAUGGACAUUUUCAUUGACCAGACCUCGAGCGGAAAGCAGUACCUCGAGUACAACACCCUGGGCGGCGUCUUCGACUUUUGGUUCGUUGCUGGACCCAGCCCUACCGACGUCGUCAAGCAGUACGGCAAGAUUGCCGGCACCCCCGCGCUGCAGCCGUACUGGGGUCUGGGCUUUCACCAGUGCCGAUACGGUUACCAGGAUGCUUACAACGUCGCCGAGGUUGUCCAGAACUACAGCCUGGCCAAGAUCCCCCUGGAGACCAUGUGGACCGACAUCGACUACAUGGACCGACGCCGCGUCUUCUCCCUGGACCCUGAUCGCUUUCCGCUCAAGAAGAUGCGCGAGCUCGUAUCUCACCUUCACAAGAACGACCAGCACUACAUUGUCAUGGUUGACCCUGCCGUUGCCUACCAAGAUUAUCCCCCUCUGCAUGCAGGAGUCAAGGAUGACAUCUUUCUGCGCCGCGACAACGGGUCUCUCUGGCUCGGCGUAGUCUGGCCCGGCGUGACCGUGUUCCCCGACUGGUUCUCCAAGAACAUCCAGAAGUACUGGGACGGGCAGUUCCAGAGCUUCUUCAACAAGGACACGGGAGUCGACAUUGACGCCUUGUGGAUUGAUAUGAACGAGCCAAGCAACUUCCCUUGCAACUUCCCGUGCGACAACCCCUAUGAGGCAGCCAAGGGCUUCCCUCCCCCAGCGCCUCCUGUUCGCCAGCCACCUCGUCCCCUGCCUGGAUGGCCCUGCGAUUUCCAGCCUCCGGGCACUUGCAAGCGCUCCGAGGUUGAGGAACGAGAUGUGCCCACGCUCGAGGCUCGCGUUCCCCAGCCUGCGGUCCACGACAGCCUCCCCCAGGCAGAGCGCCGCGCCGCGGGCGAUCAAAAGGGCCUCCCUGGACGCGACCUCCUGUAUCCCAAGUACGCAAUCCACAAUAAGGCCGCCUACCGCGAUGAUUGGAACGCCGACAAGGGCGGCAUCUCCAACCACACUGUCAACACGAACCUGAUCCACCAGAACGGCCUGGCCAUGUACGACACCCACAACAUGUAUGGAUCCAUGAUGUCCACCGCCUCGCACGACGCCAUGCUUUCCCGCCGUCCCGGUCUCCGGCCCCUGAUCAUCACCCGAAGCACGUUCUCCGGUGCGGGCACCAAGGUUGGCCACUGGCUCGGCGACAACCUGUCCACCUGGGACAUGUACCGCAACUCGAUCCGCGCCAUGCUGGCCUUCACCGGACUCUUCCAGUUCUCCAUGGUGGGCUCGGAUGCGUGCGGCUUCGGCGGCGACACCACCGAAGAGCUCUGCGCGCGAUGGGCUGCGCUCGCGGCCUUUUCGACCUUUUUCCGCAACCACAACGCCGAGGGCCAGAUCAGCCAGGAGUUUUACGUCUGGGACACGGUGGCGAGCAGCGCCCGCAAGGCCAUUGACAUCCGCUACCGCCUCCUCGACUACAUCUACACGGCCAUGUACCGCGCCAACGACGACGGCCGCCCCGCGGUGCAGCCCAUCUUCUACAAGUACCCAGAGGACAAGGCCACCUGGGCGCUGGAGCUGCAGUACUUUUACGGCGACAGCGUGCUCGUCGCGCCCGUCACGGCGCAGGGCGCGACCAGCGUCGAGGUGUACCUCCCCGACGACACCUUCUACGACUGGUACUCGCACAAGCCCAUCCUCGGCGAGGCGGCGACGCACAAGUUCAUCGAGCAGGACACGACGACGAUCCCGCUCCUCAUCCGCUCCGGCGCCAUCAUCCCCGCGCGCGCCAACUCGACGUACACGACGACGGAGCUGCGCAAGCAGGACUUUGAGCUGCUCGUCGCGCUCGACGCCCACGGCAAGGCCAAGGGCGAGCUGUACCUCGACGACGGCGUCUCCAUCGACCAGAAGGGCCGGUACUCCCUCGUCAGCUUCUCCUACGACAAGGGCACCGUCACCUUUGACGGCAAGUUUGGCUACGACGGCCCCGCCACCGUCUCCAAGAUUACCGUCCUCGGCGGAGGGUGCAAGCCCCGCCCCGGCAAGCGUGAGCACACCACCGGUGGCGACAAGAAGUACAGCAAGACGUACAAGGUCCACGUCAAGCUCAACAAGCCUGGCAGCGUCAAGGUUGGCGGCAAGUGA
This is a messenger RNA of Purpureocillium lilacinum, 2775 nucleotides long. RefSeq lists its product as uncharacterized. Gene Ontology annotation, biological process: carbohydrate metabolic process. Gene Ontology annotation, molecular function: carbohydrate binding; hydrolase activity, hydrolyzing O-glycosyl compounds. Lineage: Eukaryota; Fungi; Ascomycota; Sordariomycetes; Hypocreales; Ophiocordycipitaceae. The record is from RefSeq and is a predicted model, not a curated record.